Molecule: messenger RNA, 1980 nt
Organism: Arachis ipaensis
Lineage: Eukaryota; Viridiplantae; Streptophyta; Magnoliopsida; Fabales; Fabaceae
Source: RefSeq, a predicted model, not a curated record
UGAUUGGCACGUGCGAUUGGUUUUGAAGCGGUGGAGCAGAGAUAUAAGGAGAGUAGUUGAAUGAUCGCUGAGCUGACGACUCACUCCACCAAGAAACAUUCCAAAACCAUGAACCUGCACAUACCGUGUCAACACCUACUUUAUUAUUCUUAGACCCAAAUUAAAAUCUAACCAAGAAUCUGCAUUUCUUCCAUAUAUCAUGACUCCGUUACAGCAAUGGCUGCGCAUGGUGGUACUUUGCGUGGUGUUCUUGAGCAUCAAGAGCCAGUGUUGGACCCUAAAGAACAAUCAUGAUCAAAUACAAGUAGAAACAAUUCAUAGCACAUAUAACUCAUGGCACAUUGGACAACAUAGGAAGCAACUUCUACAACUACAAGCACCAAAAUCUUUUAAAAUACACAAACCAAACAAAAGUAACAAUAAUAAUAAUAAUAAAAUCAAAGAAACUACUUCACCAUCACCAUCAUAUUUUCACUCUUCAUCAUUGUCACCAAAUCCUGAAAGUUUCUCACCAUCAGAAACUCCUUCAAAUUCACCUUCAUCUCCACUACCAUUAUCCCCUGAAGAUUCUCAUUCCCCUUCACCAUCUCCAUCCAAAUCCAAUACCUUUAUUCGCAAUCUUUCACCUUUACCUUCCAAAGGGGAAUCAAAGAGUUAUUCAAGGCAACAUUUUGUGAUAGUUUGGUCAACAGUUGGUGGAUUCUCAUUCUUGGUUUUGGUGUCAGCAAUUGUUUUUGCUUGCUUCAGAAGUAAUAAAGUUGUGACUGUGAAACCUUGGGCCACAGGGUUGAGUGGCCAGCUUCAAAAAGCAUUUGUAACAGGUGUUCCAAGUCUGAAAAGAGCAGAACUUGAAGUAGCUUGUGAAUAUUUCAGCAACAUUAUUGGUUCUAUACCAGAUGGAACUGUUUAUAAGGGGACACUCUCCAGUGGAGUUGAGAUAGCAGUGGCAUAUUCUUCAGUUACUUCAUCUAAAAACUGGUUGAAAAGUAUGGAAGCGCAAUACCGGAAGAAGAUAGAGACAUUGUCAAGGGUGAACCACAAGAAUUUUUUGAACCUGAUUGGAUACUGUGAAGAGAGAAAGCCAUUCACAAGGGUUAUGGUUUUCGAGUAUGCUCCGAAUGGAACACUAUUUGAGCAUCUGCAUGUCCUAGAAGCAGAACAACUAGACUGGGGAAUGAGAGUGAGGAUAGCUAUGGGAAUAGCCUAUUGCCUAGAACAUUUGCAUCAACUGACGCCGGCCGUCGCCCAUGGAGACCUGAUCUCUUCCUCUAUAUACCUUACUGAAGACUAUGCUGCCAAGUUAUCAGACCUUAGUUUCUGGAACAACAUAAAAGAUUCUGAAGCCAUUCAGCUCUCUGAAACAACUUGGACACAUAUAAAGGACAAUGUCUAUAGCUUCGGCAUGAUACUGUUUGAAUUGAUAACCGGUAGGAUUCCUUACGCCGUGGAAAACGGCUUUCGUGUGGAUUGGACGGCAGAGUAUAUAAGGAGGCAGCCCUUGAAAGAUAUGGUGGAUACAAGGCUGAACAAUUUGAAAGAAAGUGAAGUUGAGAAAUGGUCUCAAGUUAUUAAGAGUUGUGUGCAUCCAAAUGCAGAGAAAAGACCAAAUAUGAGAGAGGUUGUUGCUAAGCUGAAGGAAAUAACUGCUAUGGAGCCUGAUGGAGCAACUCCAAAAUCAUCACCACUAUGGUGGGCAGAAUUAGAAAUUAUGGAUGCGAAUUCAGACAUUAAUCCAUGAAAUUAGCCCCCACAGUUUGAUGAUAAUCUGAGCAAUCAGUUUCAUGCCAUUUUAUGAUUCUUCCUUCCUUUCUUUUUAUUUUAUUUUUAUUUCUUUCUGUGUUUACUCUGUUUUACAUGUUUCUUGUGAAGCUAACAGAAGUAGGGUGUACUUGUGUAGAAGAGAGAAUCUGUCUCAUGGAGAGAAUGGUGUAUGUAAAUAUUUGAGGAAUGGAAAAUACUUCCUUAAAUUUUCUACUUUUA